This is a messenger RNA of Myxocyprinus asiaticus (Chinese sucker), 1517 nucleotides long. It is a transcript of the gene tomm22, whose product is annotated as translocase of outer mitochondrial membrane 22 homolog (yeast). Gene Ontology annotation, biological process: intracellular protein transport. NCBI's taxonomy places the organism in Eukaryota, Metazoa, Chordata, Actinopteri, Cypriniformes, Catostomidae. The coding region runs from base 340 to 744 and encodes 134 amino acids. The record is from RefSeq and is a predicted model, not a curated record. Gene Ontology annotation, cellular component: mitochondrial outer membrane. The transcript is spliced from 4 exons.
GAGUUGUUUUUAUGUAGGGUAAUAAAUGUGUUGAUGAAAAAGCUAACGUGACCAGAAUUUGUGUAAAAACUUUACUAAAUAUAUAUUAUAUAAUCCAUAACGCAACUAUGAGCUGACUGCGAUUAGACCUCCAUGUCCAUAGGUGGCGCAAUGUGUCUUUGUGCUUCCUUACAAGAAACCGGUGUGGUACUUCCGCCACACAUGUAACCCAAGUGACCUCAGGUUUCAGUGCGUGCGCUCUGGGUCUAAAUCGUUGUGAGCCAGUGAAACGUACCUUUAACAACAGCCGCUUAGUCUGUACACAGUUAUAACCAAAACUUAGUUAAAACUCUCUUUUAAAUGGCUACAAUUCAGGAGCUCUCUCCAGACUCGGGCCGUGUGGAGACUCGACCCCCUGAAGGCGAGAUCGAGGGAGAUGAUGAAGAUGAAGAGCUGGAUGAAACGUUGCUGGAGAGGCUGUGGGGACUUACUGAGAUGUUUCCAGAUUCAAUGCGAUCAGCAGCUGAAGUAUCUGCACAAUGUUCGCUGUCUGUAGCAAAAAAACUUUACAGUUUCUCUCGCUCAGCUCUAUGGGUUGGUACAACUUCCUUUAUGAUUCUGGUUCUGCCGGUUGUCUUUGAGACCGAGAGGUUACAGCUGGAACAACAACAAUUACAACAACAGAGACAGAUUUUGCUGGGUCCAAAUGCUGGCAUGUCUGGGGGAAUGGCUGGAAUGAUGCCUCCUGCUCCUGGAAAGCUGUGAUGACGUAUAUAAUGUAACAUAAAUGAGUUGUACAACAUUAAUUUGUUUGGAGACCUGUAGAAGAAAGGAAAAGAGAGAGGGAGGAGAAACUGGAGAAAAGAUGAUGAAGUGGUUGGUCAACAUGAAGUCAUUACCUUGAAAGUGUUGUGUGUUCAAAGGAGAGCUUGAUGACUUUACAUGAACUUCCCUCUUUCUUUGCCUUUCUCACAAAAAACAUCCUAUAUAGACUAACAUCCAAGCUCUGACCUUUUACAUAAUUUUUUUUUAUAGUUAUCUGAUAAUGUGUCUUUCAGAGAGAGACGAUAUCAGCUGUUUGAGAGUAUUUUGACUGUGUUGUAGAUGCAUUGUAUUUCCAAAGGACUGUUCAGUUUAUGACGCAACGUUGGCCAUUGUAACACACUGUAUCAAUGCUUAAGUUGUAGAGAAUAUUGGACAUAAUUUAAAAGAUCUCCAAUUUUUUUUUUUUUUUACGAGGGCACAUCUAGCCCUGUGUUGAUUGUGAAAUUAUCUCUGUCUACAGAUUAUGGUGGUUUCUUAUUUGUUGAUUCAGAAAUGUUACAUCUUUGGAAGUAGCUAUUUACCAACAGUGUCUUUUACAGAUAGAACUAACAUCAUGCAAAGCUUCUAAAAUGUGACUCCUGAGAUAAAAGCCAUAGUGUGCAGAAUCAUUGUGAAAUACAUUACAGAAAUACUGUUGUUUCAAAACAUACUGUCAAUGUGACAUUCAAAUUGAGUCAUCAAUGGCAUCAGGAAUAAAAACAAGUCCAUCUCUG